CUUCUCAAACAUGGCGGCGGCGGUGUGAAGACCGGUACCGGCUCGCUGGACCAGUGUGACAGAAUUUCGCUCUUUUCACCGACGAGACUCGAGGUGCGUGGCGACUCCAGGCCCCGAAAGAACACCAGAGAGGGAUACCAUGGGGCAAACGGUGAGUGAAGAGUCAACGGAUGAAGAGCAGGAGAAUCAAGAGAAAGCUCCUCAGUCAGACACAUCUCCUGUGCAAAAUGAGUCAACGGAUGCAGAGAAGGAGAAUCAAGAGAAAGCUCCUCAGUCAGACACAUCUCCUGUGCAAAAUGAGUCAACGGAUGCAGAGAAGGAGAAUCAAGAGAAAGCUCCUCAGUCAGACACAUCUCCUGUGCAAAAUGAGUCAACGGAUGCAGAGAAGGAGAAUCAAGAGAAAGCUCCUCAGUCAGACACAUCUCCUGUGCAAAAUGAGUCAACGGAUGCAGAGAAGGAGAAUCAAGAGAAAGCUCCUCAGUCAGACACAUCUCCUGUGCAAAAUGAGUCAACGGAUGCAGAGAAGGAGAAUCAAGAGAAAGCUCCUCAGUCAGACACAUCUCCUGUGCAAAAUGAUGAUUUUCACUGGGAAAAUUACUUGAAAGAGACUGGAUCUUUAAGUGCUCCUUCAGAGUGUUUCAGACAGUCCAAGAUUCCACCAGCUAAUGACUUCAAAGUUGGUAUGAAAUUGGAAGCCCGUGACCCUCGCAAUAUGACUUCAAUAUGUAUCGCCACAGUCGUUGGAAUUACUGGUGCCAGGCUACGUUUAAGACUGGACGGUAGUGACAACAGAAAUGAUUUUUGGCGGCUUGUUGAUUCUCCGGACAUACAGCCUGUUGGGACAUGUGAAAAGGAGGGGGACUUACUUCAGCCUCCACUGGGGUACCAGAUGAACACAACAUCUUGGCCAAUGUUCCUCUUGCGAAUACUGAGUGUAUCUGAAAUGGCACCUGCAACAUUCUUUAAGAAGGAACCACCAAAGCCACCUGUAAAUACUUUUAAAGUGGGAAUGAAACUUGAAGCUAUAGACAAAAAGAACCCUUAUCUGAUCUGCCCUGCAACUAUUGGAAAUGUUAAAGGAGAUGAAGUUUAUAUCACAUUCGAUGGCUGGAGUGGAACUUUUGAUUAUUGGUGCAAGUAUUAUUGUCGAGAUAUUUUCCCAGUUGGGUGGUGUCGCCUGACAGGAGAUGUAUUACAACCACCAGGAACUCAUGUUCCUAUUACAAAGAAUAUAGCAAAAACACAUUCUUCCAAAGCAACCCAGUGUUCAAUGAAGUCUCCACAGAAAACUGCUGUAAUAUUACCAACACAGCAGAUCAGGAAAUCAAGUCGGAUUAAACCACCUGCACCUACUUCAGUCCCCAAGAAGGGGAGUACUGUUAAAAAUAUCACACCAAAGAAAAAAGGCCCAAACUCAGGAAGAAAGGAAAAAUGUAUUCCUGUUGUAUGUUCCACAUCUUCAGCUCCUCUCAGUACGCUGACCAGAGAACGUCGUGGUGCUUCAUAUGAUAAGGAUGCUGUUGCUGGGUCAUCUAAAAUAGUGAUGUCUACAGUCUGUGUCUAUGUAAACAAACAUGGAAACUGUGGCCCUCACCUGGAUCAGACGAAAAUCCAGCAGCUGCCCGACCACUUUGGCCCAGGCCCUGUCAAUGUGGUGCUCCGGCGGACGGUGCAGGCCUGCGUGGAUUGUGCCAUUCAAAGUAAGACUGUUUUUGGAUUCCUUAAGCCAGAUCAUCGUGGAGGAGAAGUGAUAACCGCCUCCUUUGAUGGGGAAACUCAUUCCAUCCAGCUCCCUCCAGUGAACAGUGCAUCAUUUGCUCUUCGCUUUCUUGAGACCUUGUGCCACAGCCUGCAGUGUGAUAACCUUUUGAGUAGCCAGCCUUUUAGCUCUUACAGAGUAAAAGAAGAUACAACAGAAAAGAAAAGCACCAAACGACCUUCUCAGCAACCUCUGCCUUAUGUUGCUCCUCUCUCUCCUAAGCUCCCCAAAACAAAGGUGCAUGCCUCUGAAGAAGAAGUAUUAUCUUCUGAGGGAAAUGGCAUGCCCAAAGGGGAAAUGCUUUCUGAAGAGUCCAAGAACUCACCACUAAAUCCAGCAAGUUCUUUGAAUCCUGCCAGCAGAAGUCCUGUAAGCACUCAUACUCCAGUCUCCGGGAGUGUUUUUCAAAGUGUGCCAUGCACCUCGAGUUCAACACUGGUGGGGACCAAAUCAUCUUCCGAGAGCGGUCACCAUGAAGUUACAUUCCAGAAGCAGAGGAAAAGUGAAGCUCCAAGUUAUAUAGCUGUACCUGACCCCAGUGUCCUGAAACAAGGCUUCUCUAAGGACCCUUCAACCUGGUCUGUGGAUGAAGUGAUACAGUUUAUGAAACAUAAAGAUCCUCAGAUAUCAGGCCCCCUCGCCGACCUCUUCAUGCAACAUGAGAUUGAUGGGAAGGCUCUGCUACUACUCAAAAGUGAUGUGAUGAUGAAGUAUAUGGGGCUGAAGUUGGGGCCAGCCUUAAAGUUAUGUUACUAUAUUGAAAAACUUAAAGAAGGAAAAUAUAAUUGAAAAAAAAUGUAUAAGUUUAGAUUAGACAUAAUUUUCAGUUGUCUUGAUAACUUUUUAAUUUAAAAGUAUUUUUAUUCUCGUAGCAGUUUUUGUUUUGUAGACGGUUCCUCUAAAACUACGUUAUAUCCAGAAUUGCAGAACUACAUUACAAGUCCAGUCUACUUCUUUAAAACACAUUAACAUGUUAGUAUUAGCAUAUUCAACUUGGCAGUCCUUUAUGUCUUAUUAUUAUUUUAUACUUUACAGUUUAUUAUUUAAUUGUACAGUUUACAAAUAUACUUAAUGCAGGAAACAGAGAAACACCGUUGAUUUUGAUUAAUGUUUAUAUAUAAAACCAAAACAGCUACAUCCCAAAGGGGAAAGUAUCAGGGACUGACAGCCUCUCUAAUAAAAUCCAUGAGAAGUUUUCCUUAGAAAAGAAUUUAAAGAUGCAACUGUAGAUAUCAUCUCUUUUUCAAAUAUUUUAUGUCUGUUACUGCAAUGUUCUGUUCGUGUUCUACCAAUUUCCGGAAAGGGAAUAGCCAUACAAGUUAUUUUCCUUUCGUUAUUAUUUCUCUGUAUGUUGUGUUUGUUCAUAUUUAAAGAAAAAAAACAAGCUUAUAAACUUUCAUAAAGUGUUCUUACCAGUUUUUGAUAAAUUUCGAACAAUUGUAAGAUAGAAUGGUUGUUUUAUGCAGGAGAUAUUAUACUACUACAAGGGUGGUUUGGAUGGAGUCUGAUUAAAAUUUUUCAGUGAAAUACCUAUUAUUUCAAAACUUUACAUAUUUUCUCUAAGCUUAGACAUUUAACUAGGCAUUCAUUUCUCAUAUCUCUAUAUGAGGACACCUGUGCCCAAAUUUUUAAAAUAUAUAUAUUUUAUUGUCUGUGUUUAUUCUUCAUAUGGAUACUAUACCAUAUUUAUACAUUAUUCUAUACCUGUAGGUAUUCAAACAAGUAAAUCUGUUCUUUUUGAAUUUAAUAUGGCACUUUGCACUGCCACAGAGGUAAUGGUGAACUAUUUAUAUAGUUGGAUGUUUCUAUUCUGAAAAAUAUAUGUGCAUCAUUUGCUAUCACUAGUACCUCUCAGCUUAGUCUUCAGGGGAUAAGAAACAAUCCAUAGAUUGGUUUCCAUACAGGGAAGUUCUCUGUCCUAUGCAAUGUUGCUAGUUAAUUUGCUUAGUUCUGAGCCAUUUAUUCUGCUAAAUUUUGGAAGAUGCAUUAAUUCAGACUUAUCAUUUUGGGCUUUAUUUUUAAAGUUAGAACUUUCAAGGGGAAAUGGUGCUAUAUGUUUAUUGUUAUUACUUUGUAUAAGUUUGGUGUAAUGUUAAUAAGCUAUGAGAAUCUGUGCUAAAAGUAUUAGCCAUUUGUUAUAAAUGCCAAUAAAAUGUACACCAGGGGCAAGAAUGUACAUUUUCUUUUUUAGAAAACCAAAUGUACUUUAUACGAGAAUGCUACUAUUUAAAGGGUGGUUUCAUCUAUGUUAUUCAUUUUGUGUCAUAAGACAAAAUUCUAAUUUAAACUUGGUCUUCUCUCAAAUUGUUUGUGUGAAGAUGCUGUGCCCAGUUAAACAGUCCUCAGGUGUUUGUAUAAAUACUGUUUUACAGUUUUCAGAUUUUAAAAUAUAAUAAAGUUUAAUAACCACAGCCAUUAA
Molecule: messenger RNA, 4178 nt
Organism: Balaenoptera acutorostrata (minke whale)
Lineage: Eukaryota; Metazoa; Chordata; Mammalia; Artiodactyla; Balaenopteridae
Gene: SCML2
Product: Scm polycomb group protein like 2
Exons: 20
Coding region: 140-2548 (802 amino acids)
Biological process (GO): regulation of DNA-templated transcription
Cellular component (GO): nucleus
Molecular function (GO): protein binding
Source: RefSeq, a predicted model, not a curated record